GUAACAACCCAAAAGCAUGGUAGGUAGAAACAUAAGUAUGAACAUUUGUCGCAACGUCCGGCAGUAGACUCAGCCGAUAGCAUCGGGCGGUCGCGUCGUCCACACUGAAGUUUUAAUUUUGGAAUGUGCUCUACAAAUAUCAACCGAAGUGUUUUAGAGUUCUUUGUUGUGUUUUACGUCCGUUUAAUUAAGUGCAUGCAUAAAUAGUGUAUCAGUAAGUUUUUUUAUGAACUGGACGAGACAUAACGAUGACGAUGAAUAUGGAAACAAAGGAAGAAUUAAACAAAAAGUCAACGAACACCGAUCAUGAUGUUUUGGAGACAAUGCUUACAUACAUCGGUGAGAUCGGGCGCUACCAGAAAUUCCUGUUCUGCGCCAUGCUGCCCUUCGGACUGUUCUUCGCUUACGUGUACUUCGUGCAGAUGUUCAUCGCCGCCACUCCGCAGCGCUACUGGUGCCAUGUACCAGAGCUCGCGCACUUGGAUUUAGACCUGAGACGGAAUCUUUCGGCACCUGGAGCCAUCGCGGGCGGGGAUUGGGAGCGCUGUUCCACGUUCCAAACCAACUGGAGCCUGGUGCUGGAGACCAUGGCGCCGCCCGGCAACGACACGCCCACCGCGCCGUGCCACCAUGCCUACGAUUUCGAUCUUACUGACAUUCCUUAUCACACGGUAGUAAGCGAGCGAGGGUGGGUGUGCGAUAAAUCAAGCUAUGCUCCAAUGGCACAGUCGAUAUUUUUUGCGGGAUCAUUUGUGGGGGGGCUGCUAUUUGGGUGGUUAGCAGAUCGAUUUGGAAGAAUACCCGCUUUAGUUGGAUCCACUAUGAUCGGGUUUGUAGGCGGAGUCGCAACCAUAUACACCACUGGAAUAGUAGACUUCACCAUCGCGAGGUUUCUGGUCGGCAUGGCAUACGACAGUUGUUUUAUGAUGAUAUAUAUUUUAGUUCUUGAAUACAUCGGCCCUCGGUACCGCACGCUGGCGGCGAACCUGUCGAUCGCGCUGUUCUUCGGCGCGGGCUGCGUGUCGCUACCGUGGCUGGCCCUGUGGCUGGCCGACUGGCGUACGCUGCUGUGGGCCACCUCCGCACCCAUGCUCAUCGUCCUCGCCAUUCCUUUCACGGUUCCAGAAAGUGUCCGAUGGCUGGUCUCUAGAGGACGCACCAAUCAAGCAGUCCGGGUGUUCAAAACUUUUGAAAAAAUUAACCGCACCCAGAUUCCGCAGGAAGUGGUGGACGAUUUUGUUAUAGCAUCCCGUCAAACCCAAAAUCAGAAGCAUUCAGUGAGUGGCUUGUUUAGAAGUGCGCCGCUGCGGACGAUGCUUGCGUACAUGGUGACGGUGUACAUGUGCUGCGCGCUCAUGUUCGACGGGCUGGUGCGGCUCUCCGAGUCUCUGGGGCUGGACUUCUUCCUCACCUUCACGCUGGCUUCCGCCACCGAGAUCCCCUCCGUCACGUUGCUAGCUCUUGUCAUGGACAGAUGGGGUCGGCGAAAGCUUACAGUGGUGCCCAUGGGAUUAUCGGGCAUAUUGAUAGGCAUUGCAGCAUUUUUACCUAAAGGAGUCCCGCAGACGACGGCCGCGGUGAUGGCGCGGUUCUUCAUCAACAUGUCGUACACGGCCGCCAUCCAGUGGGCCACCGAGAUGCUGCCCACGGGCGUGCGCGCCUCCGGCUCCUCGCUAGUGCACGUCAGUGGCUACGUGGCCACCGUCUUGUCACCUUUCAUAGUCUUCUCGGAACGUUACUGGAGGUCGCUGCCACUGCUGAUUAUGAGCGGGCUGGCCGUGCUGGCCGUGGGCUGCGGGCUGAUGCUGCCCGAGACCAUGGGCCGCCCCAUGCCGCAGACCAUCGCCGACGGCGAGGCGCUUGUCAGGAACAACACCUUGUGCGGAAAAAUAGAAGAAAUCGAAGAAGACGAAUUACAGGAGAUGAACAAAACGAAGGAGCCCAUUAUGUAGCGACUUUGUGUAAUGUAAUAUUUGUACAUACAUGGGUAUCUACAAAAUAAGUAAAGGGAUGGGUACAGGUAUACGUAGGUAUACCGUAAGCUAGGGAGCUGUGGUUACAUUAAUUUUCUAUUUUUAAUCAAAAACUUCUUUACCUCUUAGGUACCGUUAAUGGUAUUAAAAUUAAGGUAGAAAUAUUGUCGUCAGAUCUAAAUUGUCUCAAAUUGUACAAAAUCAGAAAUUUUCGGAAACUGUCAACGAGGACGAGGUCGUAGCGUGCGGAUAUCCGCUUAUGGGCUGAUUUACAACAAAACCAUUUAUACCUAGUAAUUUUUGUGAUUGCUACAUAAUGAAAUGCAUUAAAAUACUCGUACUUGCGUGGGUUUAUAAAACGAGCGAAGUGAGUUUUAUAAAAGGAUCUCACGAGUGAUUUCAUGCCUGAUUAUAUACAGUUACAUACACUGUUUUAUUUACACGCAUUAUUAGCUCUCUAUGAUGUGUUCAGGAACCGCAUGCCACUACCGGCGAAUUGCGGCAUCGUUGCUCUGUCGCGGAACUUGCCGCUAUGAGAUAGCGUCUCCAAAAUAUCUUAAUCCUUCACAAAAAAAUUCAAAAGUUAAGUAUAAACCUAAAAGGCGGAAAAAAGAAGAUAUUUCUUUUUCCGCCAAUAUCUCAAAAGUAUUUAUAUGUCAGAAAUCUAAAUAAAUAAUUAUUGAAAAGGAAGAAA
Messenger RNA from Cydia strobilella, 2667 nucleotides. RefSeq names its product organic cation transporter protein-like. The record is from RefSeq and is a predicted model, not a curated record. Gene Ontology annotation, molecular function: transmembrane transporter activity. Lineage: Eukaryota; Metazoa; Arthropoda; Insecta; Lepidoptera; Tortricidae. The transcript is spliced from 12 exons. Gene Ontology annotation, biological process: transmembrane transport. Bases 249 to 1952 code for a protein of 567 amino acids. Gene Ontology annotation, cellular component: membrane.